AUGGCACCAAACGGCACAAAACGAAGAAAGAUCGCUCAUGAUUCUUCGGAUCAUGAGGAUCAAGAUCAGGGCGAGUCGAGAACCGCUCAGAAAUCUUUCUUCAAGAACGCCUCAAAUUGGAAUCUCGAACAAGACUACGAGACGCGCCCGCGCAAAGGAAAGAAGAAAAAGGAGAGCAACAGACUGCCAAUCAAGACAGCAGAUGGCCGGGUCGAGUUGGCUCAAGGUGACGAAGAUGAUGCGGCUUCAAUUGAAAGCGACACAGAAUGGCUAGAAGGCCAUGAGGAUGGAGUGGAAGAUGAGCCUGAGGAGGAGGAGGAGGCCGAAAGGGAACCUGAGAUCCCGGAACCCCAGCAGAUCUUGAUGGCGCAGGAAGAGUUGGCCAAGAUUGGUGUGCAAAUGAACGAAAAUCCAGAGGAACAUCCCGGCGCAUUCAAGAACCUCGCCAAGAUCGGACAGUCCAAGAUUAUCGCCAUUCAGAUGCUCGCCCUCAUGACACAAAUGACCGUUUACAAAGACGUCAUUCCCGGAUACCGAAUACGUCCUCAGACAGAGGAUGGCCCCAAGGAGAAGCUUUCCAAGGACGUGCGCACGGUGCGACAGUACGAGCAGGCGCUCGUCGCAGGAUAUCAGGGCUACAUCAAGGAGCUUGCUCGAUGCUCCAAGAUGGAGAUCAAGGCGGCAAAGGGUGGACAGAGUCUAGCCAACAUUGCUACUACAUGCGCUUGUACCCUUGUUACAUCAGUGUCGCACUUCAACUUCCGCACAGAUUUGCUCAAGAUUCUCGUCACCAAGCUGAGUCGGCGCAAGAUCGGCCAGGACGGUGUCAAGUGCCUCGAAGCUCUGCAGACGCUGUUCAAGGAUGACGAAGAGGGACGACCUACCAACGAUGCCGUAGCUCUGCUAUCCAAGAUGAUGAAGGCUCGCGACUUCCAGGUCGAUGAGAGCGUGAUCAACCUCUUCCUCAGCCUGCGCCUACUCUCCGAAUUCUCCGGCAAGGGCUCCCAAGACCAUGUUGAGAGCACCGAUAACGGCUUCAAGAAGAAGAAGCGCGAGUUCAGGACCAAGCGUCAUCGCAAGGCGCUGAAGGAGCAAAAGGCUCUCGACAAGGACAUGGCCAACGCAGAUGCCUCCGUCAGCCACGAGGAGCUCGACCGUAUGCAAUCGGAGACACUCAAGCUGGUGUUUGCAAUCUACUUCCGCAUUCUCAAGCUGAGAGUACCGCAUCUCAUGGGCGCAGUCCUCGAGGGUCUGGCCAAGUACGCCCAUCUCAUCAACCAGGAUUUCUUUGGUGAUCUGCUGGAAGCGCUCAAGGAUCUUAUCCGCCACAGCGAAGAGGAUGCUGACAAAGGCGAUGAUGACGAGGAGGAGAAUGAGGAAGAGGAAGAGGAUGAUGAUGUCCCUGUCCGUAACCUCACCCGCGAGGCUCUGCUUUGUACCGUCACAGCCUACGCCUUGCUUGCCGGCCAAGACGCCCACAACUCGCGCAACGAUCUCCAUCUCGACCUUUCCUUCUUCACGACCCAUCUUUUCAAGUCCCUCCUCGCGCUCUCCACAAACCCCGAUGUCGAGCUGACACGCCCCGUCAACGCGACCAAUGCAAGCUCCAAGGUCAAUGUCCAGACAACAACUGUUCUUCUCCUACGUGCCCUGACGGGCAUUCUCCUUCCUCCUUGGAAUAUGCGCUCUGUGCCACCCAUGCGCCUCGCCGCCUUUUCCAAGCAGCUGAUGACAGCAGCGCUGCAACUCCCUGACAAAUCGUGUCAGGCUGUUCUGGUGUUGCUCAGUGACGUGGCGCACACACACGCCAAGAAGGUCCGUAGUCUGUGGAACACAGAGGAGCGCAAGGGUGAUGGUCGAUACAACCCCUUGAGCGAUAGCGUUGAAGGUAGCAACCCCUAUACCGCAACGGUAUGGGAAGGCGAAUUGUUGAGGAAGCACUACUCACCCAAGGUCAGAGAGGGUGUCAAGAUACUAGACAAGGGCUUGUCGGAGUAG
Molecule: messenger RNA, 1998 nt
Organism: Fusarium sp. VM40
Lineage: Eukaryota; Fungi; Ascomycota; Sordariomycetes; Hypocreales; Nectriaceae
Source: the annotation of a GenBank genome assembly